AAACGGGGAUGAGCUGUUUUGGGGUGUUGUAAAUUUUGUGUAGCCAAGAAAUCUUGAGUGGGAGUUGUCGGGGCUGAUUUCUUCUGUCUUUUGUGUCGUGUUCUGCACCGAUUACUACCACGUCAACCGCAGCCAUGCCAGGGAUAGAGAAGCUUCCGAUAGAGGAGACGUUGGAGGAUAGUCCGCAGACUCGGUCCCUGCUGGGAGUGUUUGAGGAGGACACUGCAGCGAUGUCCAACUACUGCACUCAGCUCUACCAGGCGAUGCAGAGGAUUUAUGAUGCACAGAACGAGCUCAGUGCUGCCACACACCUGACCUCCAGACUGCUAAAAGAGUACGACAAACAGCGUUUUCCUCUCGGAGGCGAUGAUGAGGUGAUGAGCUCCACCCUACAGCAGUUUGCAAAAGUGAUCGACGAGUUGAGUUCCUGUCAUGCUGUCUUGUCAACCCAGCUUGCAGAUGCCAUGAUGUUUCCCAUCACUCAGUUUAAAGAGAGAGACCUGAAGGAGAUCCUCACUCUGAAAGAAGUCUUCCAAAUAUCCAGUGAUGAUCAUGAUGUAGCCAUAAACAGAUACAGCCGUCUGUCCAAGAAGAGAGACAACGACAAGUUGCGGGCGGAGGCCGUGGAGGACAUUUACACCUCCCGCAAGAAACAGCACCAGACCAUGAUGCACUACUUCUGCUCGCUCAACACGCUGCAGUACAAGAAAAAGACGGCGCUGCUGGAGCCGCUGUUGGGAUACAUGCAGGCACAGAUCAGUUUCUUUAAGCUGGGUUCAGAAAAUCUCACUCAGCAGUGGGUAGACUUCCUGGGAACAAUAGGAACCAGCGUCCAGAAUGUGCGUCGGGAGAUGGAGGAGGAGGUCGGGCAUAUGCAUGAGACGAUCCAGGAGAUGGAGCAAUCAUGUGACCCUCUGUACGCACCAUGUGACCCUGACCCCGCCCACUCACCUGUCUGCAGAAACCUGACCAGGAAACAGGGCUACCUGCACAUCCGCAAUAAGACGGGGCUGGUGUCGUCAUCCUGGGAGCGUCAGUACUUCUUCACACAGGGCGGUAACCUGAUGCAGCAGGGCCGCGGCGAGGUGGCGGGGGGGCUCGUCACAGACCUUGACAACUGCUCAGUCAUGGCGGUGGACUGUGAUGACCGCCGCUUCUGCUUUCAGGUCACUUCCUUCGAUGGCAAGAAGGUUGUGACGCUGCAGUCGGAGAGCAGGAGGGACUGCCAGGAGUGGAUCUCCACCAUCAACAACAUCUCCAAAAGGAUCUACCUGAGUGAGAAUGCAGAGGAGCUUGCGGCCAGAGUGAACCAAUCAGCUCUUGAAGCCGUGACGCCUUCGCCAUCCUUCCAGCAGAGGCAUGAGAGCAUGAGACCCAGCAGUAAAGGGCGUGCGGGCCGAGCUAGCAGCAUAAGCUCUGUCGGCUCUGAGCCGUCGCCGGCCCUCUCUGUGCUCUCAUUGGACGCCCUGGUCGCCCCGGAAACACCAAUCCAGUUCGACAUCAUAUCCCCUGUCACCGAGGAGAACUCAGGACAGAGCAAGACGGCAGCACAGUCCAGCAGGAGGAGUAACCCUUUUGGAGAGUCAGGGGACAGCACGUCAGAGGACAGUGAAGACUCGAUCCUCCACCAGCUCUUCAUCGUUCGCUUCCUGGGCUCCAUGGAGGUGAAGUCUCCUGAGUCAGUGGACAUCAUCUCAGAGACCAUGAGGCAGAUCCUGGCAGCGAGAGCCAUCCACAACAUCUUCAGGAUGACCGAGUCCCACCUGCUGGUCACCUGCGACUGCCUCAAGCUCAUUGAUCCUCAGACGCAAGUCACUCGACUCAGGUUCCCUCUCUCCACGGUGCUCCAGUGUUCGUCCCAUCAGGACAACAAGAGGCUGUUUGGUCUGGUUUUGCAGCCUGUAGGAGGGCAGGGUGACAGCCGAGCCGUCUGCUACAUCUUCGAGUCCAACAACGACGGGGAGAAGAUCUGCGACAGCGUUGGCUUGGCAAAACAGAUCGCCUUCCACUCUGAGAUGGACCGCAAGGCCGUGGAGAAGAGGAAGGAGACCGACAAGGCCAAAGAGAAACAGCAGGAGGAGCUCAGCAAACAGAAACAGAUCGAGAAGGAUCUGGAGGAGCAGAGCCGUUUGAUCGCCGCCUCGAGUCGCCCCACUAACCCGCCCGCCGCUGACGAGCAGUUCCUCGUGCUCAGCAACAGCCAAUCAGAGGACAGUGACGCUGGCGAGGAGGGGAAGAAGAAGGGGGAGUCUGAAGCCUAACGAAUGCUAACGGAGCGUCUUUUAACAUGCUUACUCCCAGGUGGUAAUAUCGAAGCAACAGCUCAGGAAACAGAGGAGGGGAACACCACUUGCCCGCUCAGGCUGCCUGGGAGUAAGAAGACAAGCGCUCCCUCUCUGCCGGACUAAACUAAACGCACCCUCAUACUACAAGAGGAGGGGAAACUCGUCACAGACUUACAUGUUUUAUUCUUCUGUGUGUAAAAAACACAGCUUUUUAUACCGGCUUCACUCUCAAGAAAAAGACGCAAGUAUUGAUUUAACCUGCCAGAUUUAUUUUAUUUUAAGGAAAGGGCUAACAGCAAAGACAAAGGGGUUUGUGUGUGAAAUAAUGACCCGGGAUCUGUGAGAGAGAAAAGUCAGGUUUCCAUUGUUUCCCUGAGGGUGAGAGGAAGUCUUAUUUUGGCCUUCCUGUUUGUUUUGAAGCAUUCUGCAGAGUUGACUUUUUUUUUUUUCUUAAAGAGAAACUUUUGAUUGAUGUUUUUUUUUGGCAAAAUUGGGCUGAAUUUGGUGGAAAAUACACUGUUUAUUUUAUUAGUCGCUUUUCAAACUAAAUUACAAAAAUCUUGAUUAAAGUUGCCUCUCAAAGAUUUCCUCUUAACAUAUUAAUGUUGUUUUGACUACCCAUUUAUAAUAACUUUUUUAAAUUCGUGCCGCUUGGAAGUCACUGGGUAAAUGAUAGUUAAAAUUAAAAUGACUCCGUUGAAAGGAUUAUUAACAAUUGUUACAGUUCGGUCUGUAUUCCAAAUAAAACUUACUCACAAACUGUCGAUCAUAACAAGUUAAUUGUAGAAUAAUUAUCAACAAUUUCAGGCCAGUUUGUUCCAGAUGUUUCAACUUAAUGAGCUGGAAGUCAUCAUAUCAGCUCUCUGUAUGGGGACGCAGAUCACGCUUUUGGCUAUUUCUACAAUUUUACACAAAUGAUUGAAGACAAAAGUAUCUCUUUUCAAAUAUCAACCACUUUUAUUCCAGCACUAAUUUUUCCUUUUAUCAUAAUAGGUCAAAUGCACCUUUACUAUAUUAUGUUUCAGAAUUCAUCCUUUUCAGUGUUUCAGUUUUGGUUAAUUAUUAAUGUAGAAAAAGAAGCAUAUCAUUAGUCAUGUUUUGUGAAGCAUCUCACGCUGUUUGUAUGGGAUGUGCAAUAGCAUGUUGAACUGGAGGCACAAAGGUGUGAAACUGCAGAAAAUCUGAUAUUCCACACUUUAUAUAAAGAUUUGUACUCCAAAAGUAUCUGCCUCUUACGAAUUAAUAGUUGCAUGAAAGUAGUGCUCAUGAAUAAUGAUCGUAUCACAGAAGAGCCGCAGCUGCCUUGCUCUUCUUUCUUUAUCGUAAAGAUUGAUCUGUGGACUGAAAGCACACCUUUACAUUAAAAGGUGUCAUCCUUUUUUUGUCUUAUGAUAAGCUGGUACAUCUUACCGCUUCAGAAACGUUGAAGAUAAUGUAACAUUUUAACAAACUUUCUGCUAAAUACUGAGCUGAGUCAGUUUCUCCUGGCGUCACAUUAUCUAUCCGUGCUUUUACAACAUGUUUGUGUCAUUUGUUUGGGGCCUUUUCUUUUGAUCCAGAGUGAUCCACAGUGAUAAGGGUUAGAGGGUUAAAACCUCAGUAUCAGCAUUUAGGAAGAAUAAAUGCAGGGGGGUUAAAGUCGGAGGUCACCGUCUCCUGUGGGGAGGCUUAAUAAACGGUUACUGAUGAUUCUUUUUUGUUAUUUUCUUUUGGGGAGAGUGUUUGGUUGCUAUUACCUGGUGAAAAAAUCCAGCUGAAGUGGAGUUGCACUUUACUGACGCGGGAAAACACCAUGAUGAUGUUAAACUGUAAAUAUGUUUUAGUGAAAAUGGUUUCAGUGUAAUGAAUAAUACAAUUUAAGAAAUUGCUUUACAGUGAUAAAUAAAAGCACUAACUCCA
Molecule: messenger RNA, 4184 nt
Organism: Eleginops maclovinus (Patagonian blennie)
Lineage: Eukaryota; Metazoa; Chordata; Actinopteri; Perciformes; Eleginopidae
Gene: appl1
Product: adaptor protein, phosphotyrosine interaction, PH domain and leucine zipper containing 1
Exons: 22
Coding region: 135-2261 (708 amino acids)
Biological process (GO): signaling
Cellular component (GO): endosome membrane; cytoplasm
Molecular function (GO): protein binding
Source: RefSeq, a predicted model, not a curated record